Molecule: messenger RNA, 10748 nt
Organism: Leptopilina boulardi
Lineage: Eukaryota; Metazoa; Arthropoda; Insecta; Hymenoptera; Figitidae
Gene: GlcT
Product: ceramide glucosyltransferase
Exons: 3
Coding region: 707-1903 (398 amino acids)
Biological process (GO): glucosylceramide biosynthetic process
Cellular component (GO): membrane
Molecular function (GO): ceramide glucosyltransferase activity
Source: RefSeq, a predicted model, not a curated record
CCAAGUUACUGCUACCAACUGUCACCUGCAGAUGCCAGUUAGUCUCGCAGUCAACGUUCGCGAAGCGUCGUGUGGUCAUAGUUUUUUUCACUCUCUUCUCAGCUCAUCAACCCCUUCGAUGGUUUUUGUUAUAUAUGGUGAAUCCAGUUUUUAAAUUCUUGCAAAAAAAUUCAUCGGUUGACGAUGUAUCAUUUGAAUGAGUGUACACGGAAGAUGUGUCAAGCUCGAUGAAUGCUUAUGAAACCGGGUCCAGUGUCAGUCAAAGCGACGCGCUUCCAAGUCGCCCUUUCGCCGUCUCAAUUCCUCUCACCGCUGCUACUAGUACGAAAUCCGGAAGCCUUCCAUGCAUAUAUCGUCAACAUCAAUAAAUUCUCUCAUUCAAUUAAAAAAUUUAUCUUUUUUUAACACGGGCAAAUUUCACAGUGACGAUCAACGGGGUGUGUGUGUGCCUCGCCCCCCCGGUGUCAAAUUAUUCAUAUCAACGACGCGUAAACCGGCUUUACGUGGAUGUGCACUGAAUCACGGGGUCGCAAUGUAUCGGAGAAGAAAAUUCACCGCGAGGAUGAGGAUCAAUCCCGAUGGACCUCGAUAAUAAGGAUAUGUCAAAAAUUUUCAAUAGGGAUGACAGAGCUACAUAACCCCACCGGCCGGUUAAAAAGUAGCAUAAUGAUCAUCCUAUGAGAAUAAAAUUUAGAAAUAUCGAAAGAUGAACUACAUGCUCUGUACCCUGUAUGGGUUCGCGAUAUUUUUUAUGAUAUUUUGGCUGUCAAUGUGGUUAGUGCAUAUUAUUGCGUUGGUGGCCGGUCGUUGGAAGCUGCAUCGAAAAGUUGCGCAAGUGCCGAUCUACGAAACGCCCUGGCCCGGUGUUUCAAUAAUCAAACCGCUCAUGGGUGUUGAUCCAAAUUUAUUUGGAAAUUUGGAAACGUUCUUCCUAUUGGAAUAUCCAAUUUAUGAGCUUCUUUUUUGUGUUGAAGACGAAACAGAUCCAGUGUUGAUGCUUGUUUAUAAAUUAAUGGAAAAAUAUCCUCAAGUUGACGCGAGAUCAUUUGUCGGUGGUUGUGGUGUUGGUGUUAAUCCAAAGAUCAACAAUAUGCAACCGGCAUAUGAGGCAUCAAAAUAUGAUUUAAUAUUAAUUAGUGAUAGUGGUAUUAGAAUGAAGGAGGAUACAUUACAGGAUAUGGUGAAUUAUAUGACUGAUAAUGUUGCAUUGGUGCACCAAAUGCCUUUUACAUGUGACAGAGAGGGUUUUGCGUCUGUUUAUGAGAAAAUAUUUUUCGGUACAGUACAAUCGCGAAUGUAUUUGGCAGCUGAUUUAUUAAGGAUCAAUUGUCAUACGGGUAUGUCGGCACUAUUGAGAAAGGCACCGUUAGAAGAGGUUGGAGGUUUAAAGAGUUUUGGUGUUUAUUUAGCGGAGGAUUUUUUUUAUGCUAAAUCAUUGACAACUCGUGGUUGGAGAAUAACAGUGUGUUCGCAACCAGCAAUGCAAAAUAGUGGACACUGUGAAGUACAAUCGUUUCAAGCAAGAUUGAGACGAUGGGCAAAACUUCGAGUUGCAAUGCUUCCAUUGACUAUUGUACUUGAGCCCCUUAGCGAGUGUUUAGUUCUUGGCGCUUGCACUUCCUGGGCAGCUAGUGUACUUUUUGAAUGGGAUUCCCUUGUUUUUUAUUUGGUUCAUAUACUUUUGUGGUUUAUGUUUGACUGGACCAUGUUGUGUGUUGUGCAAAAUGGACCUUUACCCUUUAAUAAACUUGAGUUUAUUAUCGCUUGGCUACUCAGUGAAACCACGAGACCAUAUUUAUUCCUGCAGGCAGUUCUUGAUCCUUUGAUUCAAUGGAGAUCGCGGGUCUACAAAUUAAAAUGGGGUGGAAUUGCCGAGGAAGUUAAAGCUAAAGUCAAAUACUGAAAAAGAAGAAUCAAGUACUUAAGCGCAUUCAUAAGAAAAUGUAUGUAUAUGUACAUAUAUAAAAUCACAUAUAUAUAUAUGAUGCAUAUUACAUACGUAGUUGAAGAAAACAGUAAACCAAAAAAAAAAAAAAAAAAAAAACAGAAAAAGUUUCAUACAUAAUGUGUAAAGAAUCUCAAAUACCAGAUCAUAUUUAAGAACCGUAAUUGUCAACAAAAAAAAUUAUUGUGGUAUGCUCAAAAAAAUUCUAGUGCAAUGGAUCGAGAAAAAACUGUUUCUACCUAUAAUAGGUAAUAUUUAAAUAUUAAUUCAAAUCUAGGAAUGUUAUUUAUUUCCAAUAUAGUUAUUUCAUGCCUGAAUCUUGCUAUAUCAGUCUAGAAAGAGAAAGAGAGAAAGAAAAAAAAAGUACAUAACAACCAAAAAAAAAAGGAUAGUGGGAAAUUUUUCUUUUUAAUCCUUGUGUUCAAAAAAUAAUGAAAAAAAUAAUAAUUUAAUAGUGAAUUUUACAAAGAGCACAAAAUAGUCGCAGAAAAUGAAAAAAAAAAAAUGAGAAGAUUGUAAGGGGAAACAUUCACAGUGCUCAAAUCAGUCAAAAUUAUUUUUAUUAUUAUAUAAUUAUUAUUAUUAUAACAAUUAUUAUUAUUAUUAUCUAGUUUUUAGUUAGAUAUUUAGAUAGGUCAAUGUUAGGUAAAGAAAGUAGGUUUGAGACAAUGUCAUCGGCUUGACUUGAAAUGAAAAAUUAAUUCGUCCCUCACGUGUGGUAAAGUUUAUUAUAAAUUGAAAUUUCCUUUAAUUAUUAUGUCCAUCGUAUAAAAAAUUAAAAAAAAGAAAUUUAAUUCCUAAAAAUAUGAAUGUAUUUUUAAGUUUGUAAAAUUUAAAAUUAGAUAAUUGAAAAUUAAUUAUUUAAAAACUAUUAAAAUCAUUAUUUGUCGCGAUAAAGUGUAUUAUAAUUUAAUUAUCUCGUUAAAUUCGUUAAUUAUUAAUUAAAUGAAUUUGUCGUUUUUUAUUGGGAUAAUUGUUUACUUUUCCUUGAAGCAUUAAUUUUGUUAAUUACUGAAAUAGUCCAAUUAUGUAUAUUGAUUAUAAAACUGUAAAUUAGAAAUGUCAAUAAUUAAAAUAAUUAUAAACUUUAAUUGAAUUAAUUAAAAUUUUUUUUUUCUUAUUAAAAAAUAAAUAUUUUUAUCUAAAAUUCAAAGAGUAUUAAAAAAAGAGACGAAUUAUUUUUUCUGUUAAUUAAAAAAAAAAAAAAAAAGUGCAUUGCACUUUGUCGAUGCAUCAAACCAUCUGCCUAUGACAAUGAAAUAUCACUUCGGAUGUACCUCAUUUCUAAUUAGAUUUUUAGAAUUAGGCGUAUAUAAUAUAUAUAUAUAGGGUAAGGGAAUAAUGAAUUCGAAAAAAAACUCAAUUGUGAUUAUCUUGACGAGAGCAGCUGAACAGAUACUCGAGCAAAUAGGUAUUGUAAAGUGAUUUUAGUACAGCGUUAUAUUCCUAUAUAUAUAUAUUUUUUUUUUCUCGACGCGAGGGCUGGUUUUACUACAAAUUUAAAAUGGAAACGAGGUCGAAACUUGCUUCGAAACACCGAGAUAUUGUUGUAAACGAGAACAAAUUACCAAGAAGAUUAAAAUCUAUUUUAAAAGUCUCUUUUUUUUCAAGAAUCGUGCGCUUUUAGGCUUAAAAUACGUAUUAGUUUAAACGGGACUUUUUGCAUUAUCAGAUAUUUUCAAUUCGAUUUUCUCUUAUUGUUAAACUCGGGAUUUUUUUUUUCUGUAGCUUUCGAAUAAUAUACGAACAAAUUUUCCGGUGAAUUCGCGCGAUAACCCGGAAUUUCGUUCUUAUCAGUGACUAAAAUUUUAAUUCUAAUAAAAAAAAAAUGAAUUAAAUUAAAAUUGCUAUUACAAUUAAAAUUAUAAAUUUCAAUUUAAGAAAAUGAGUUUUAUAUAGAAUAAAAUAAUUGAAUUUUUUUUUUGGUUGAAAUUUUAGUCACUGAUUUUAUGAUAUUUCCUUGCACAAUUGACGUCACACAAGUGAUUCGAUCUUCCUCUUCGAGUGACCUUUUUUUUCUCAAGGCAUCUUGGGUACAUACCUUUUUGGCCGACACUUAACCCUUGUCUCGACUUUUGAUUCUUAUUAUAACGCUCGUCAACCUCCACUUUUUUUUUUCUUUUUUUUUUCUUAUACACAUUGUCAUUCACGAACUUCCCUUCGUGCACCUACGGGACCUUUGAAAAGUGGCUUCCUCUACUUCUUGACUUAAUAAUGGCAACAACAUUCGCGACACUCGCUUUUUUACAAGUGUCCUUAAAGGUUUGCUACCAUCCUUGAAAUUUGAGUGUCUGGAAACCAGACGCGUCUAAGCUUUUCCAAAUUAUAAUUUUUUUUUCCCCACAUUUUUUUCUCAAUUCACCGAAACGAACGAAAAAUAUAAAAUUUUUUUUUUUUUUUUUUUUUAAGUAGAAAAUUUAAUAUUUUUUGAAAUAAAAAUUAUAUCAGAUUGACGUAAGAUUUUAUAUAAAUUUUCUUAUCGGAGAUAAAAUUUUUGCUCUACAUUCUGAUGAAUGCAAUGAACUUUUCUAUUGUUGAAAAAAAAAAUUCGAAAUGAAGUGCAAUAUAAAUAUAUGUUUGAAAUUAAAUACAAACCAAGUUGUAUCCGAUUACGAGACAUUGUACCGCAGUAACGUUCAAAGAAAUAUCUUCAAGUUACAAAAAAUAAUAUUCAAAUAUAAUGUUGCGAAAUUUUCUAAACAAAUAUAUCAUUGUAGGAAAAAAAACUUGAUAAGAAACACAUUUUUUUUUUUUUUUUUUUUUUCUAUUUAUUUAACAUAAAAAAAGUAAUCUCAAAUCAAAAAAUAAAUAAAAGAUUUGUGAUUAUUGAUUUCGUUCGUUUCGAUAAUUGAAAGAAAAAUGAUUUUUUUUUCUUAAAAAGAAAUCAGCAAAAAAUAUCAAAUUUAUAAUCGAUAACGUUUUUUAUCGCAUGGAAAUAUUUAAUUUUUAUCUAUACACUAUUUUUAUUUCACUUAAACGAUUUAGGCAAAAUUUCGAAAAAAAUAUCAACGCGUUUAUCAAAAAAAAAAAAAAAAACAAGGCACUUGUAUCGAUAUUUAUAAGGAACACGCGUACCUUAAAAAAAAAAUUUUGUACAGUUAUAUUAAUUGCAAAUGUAAAUAAACAUUAAAAACGCUCUUUAGUAAUUUAAUUUAAUUCCGGCGAUUGAGGAAGCGAUUUUAUUUUUUUAAGAAUCGAACAUCAAGAAUUUAAAAUUUUUUUUUCUCUUCGAAGUUUAUGGAUUUUUGUUUUACGAUCUUCACCAUAUUUAUGAUUAAUUUUUAUCUAGUUUCUUUUUUAGGAAAAAUACGAAAAAAAAUAUAUAGAUUUUGUUUUAAUUUAUAUAAAUUGUUUUUUUUAUAUAUAUAUAUAUAUAUUUUACGUUACUGCCACUGAUUGUGAAGUCAAAUUAAUUUUAGCUGCUCUAUUAGUUAUAUUAAUGUUUCUCAAUGCAAAGUAUUUUCUUGCCAAGAUUCUCAAAUUUGUUUUUAAAGCCUUGGAGAAAGCAGUGAAAUUAUAAUUUUUUUGGGUAUUCCUCGCCGAGAUGAAAUUUUUUUUUUUUUUUUUAUAAAAUUUUUGUUAUUUUCAAUGUCUUAUAAAAGAUAUUUGAAAAUUAAGUAACACCAAUGGUGGAGAAUUUUACAAUUUAUAUUUAAAAAUUUAGAUGCUAAUAAAUUUUCACUAUUAAAGCUUUUGACAGAUUUACAAACAGAUCUGAAUGACUUGGAACAUUUUUUGUGGCAAAAAAAAAAAAAAAAAAAAAAAUUGUAAAAAUAUAAAACCUUUUUGAAUGUUAUAUUCAAGCAUACCUAUAUAAUGAGAAUUUUUUCUUAAAUUUUAAAAAAUAGCUUUUUUGCUACAAAUAGAUUUUUUUUUUUUUUUUGCAACUUUCAUAUCGUUUUCGAUCGAACGCGAUUCGUACAAUCUCGUACCAUCUAUGAAAUAUGUAAAUCGUCACGAUAUGAGAAAAUGUGCAAAAAAAAAAAAAAGAAAAAAAAAAUUAAACUUGCGAAUUUUCGACCAAAUAUAUAUUUAUUAAGGAACAUUUUCUCAUUUAAAUAGAGUCAAAACUGAAUUAUUUUUUUUUUUUUCUAAAUGAGAAAUGAAUUAAUUUUUUUUAAUUAAGAAAAAGCGAAAUAUUUUUUUUAUUUCAAAAAAAUGAGAGGGAGAAAAUGAAGAUUGGCUUGUUUUUUUUCGAUUAUUUAUAUCGUGUUGCAAUAUAGCAGGUGUUAUUCUAAUUAAAACACGUGUUCAAUAUAUUAACUAUUUUGCAGUGCAAAGUAAUUUUCUCGACACUUGCAAAAAAUUAUUUUUAUUAAAAAAAUGGGGUCAUAAAAUUCAUUUCUCCUUUAAAAAAAAAUAAUAAUAAUAACAAUAAAAUUGACACGAGCUUUUAAAUUAUAUGUAUUUAAUAUAGAUAUAUCUAGAGGUUUUAUCGCUUCUCGGCGAAUUAUAUAUUGUGUAUUAUAUAGGUAUGCAAAAAUGUUUUCAUCAUUUGUACAUAAUCAUGUAAUGGCGAAUUAUUUCAUCGAUUUUUAUUUCACCUCACGAAUAUUCGUGAAGAUAAAUUAUUACAACAUAAAAUGCAUAUAUAUAUAUAUAUAUAUAUAUAUAUAUAUAUAUAUAUAAAUAAGUGAGAAUGUCCGGUUUUAGAAUAUACGAAAACUUUCCUAAUUUAAUCCGCUUUGUAUGAAAAAAAAAAAAAAAAAUAUUUAAAAUAUUAAGACAUGACGUAUAGCUAAUUAUUAUUCUCUCGUAAACAAAUAAGUAUGGUAUAGACAAUUAUUAAUUAUAAAAAAAUAUUGUAUAAUUAUUAAAAAAAAUCUUCAUUAACAAGGGCUGUCUUUUUUGAUUUUUUUUUUUUUUUUUUUUAAUGUGAUUGUUAGACUAUAAGCUGAAGUAUAUUGUGUAUACUUGAAAGUGGCCAAGCAAAAAAGCAGCUGUGAUCAGCAUUACAUAGAUUUCUGCGAGUUCCAAAAAAUUUUUAUUUUUUUUCGAAAAUUCUUUUUAAUCUUUUAAUAUUUAUAAUAUUUAUUAAUAUAUUAAUAUAUUUAUAAUAUAUUUAAUAUAUAUAUUAAAAUUCAACGUAAUCGAUCUGUUUUUUUCAAAAAAAAAAAAAAAAAAAAACCAGUUUCCGAUGACAUGAAAAUGAUAAAAACAAGGCAGAAGAUAUAACUAAUUUCAUUGUGUUAUCAAAGUUUAUUAUUUUAACGACAAAAAGCAAAUGAUAAAAAAAGCGUGUCAUUUGCAUUUAAAAAAAAAAAAAUAUAUUUCCUUAUUUUCUAAUUAUUGAAAAUAAUUAUAUGACGUCAAAAUUUUGUUCUAUCUUUAAUAAUAUAGAGAAAAUGGAAUUUCAUUUGUAAUAGAGAAAUUAAAUUUUUAAAAAAUAUUCAAUUUGAAGGAAAAAAAAUUUAUGGAAAUAAAUUUUAAAUAAAUUACAUUUUUUUUUGUUCUUUUAUCUCACACAAUUAAUAAGCGAAAAAAAAAAUUAUUUUUAAAAAUAUUUUUUAUUCAUUUAGUAAAUUUAAUAAAAUACUUUUUUUUUUUUAUUGAAAAUAUCGAGUGAAAAUUUACUGAUUAGUAAUAAUUAUCCUUGAUCUUAUUUUAUACGAGGAGUUUCUUUAACGCAUUAUAUUGAGAACAUAAUUUUGUUUGCUUUUAGUUUUUCUAGCCAAUCCAUUAUAGAGUUUUGUACAUUUAUAGUCAGUCACUUUCUGAGAAUGCUUUUAGUCAAAUUAAAGCCAUAGAUACAAAUUUUCAUUCAGAAAAAAAAAAAAAUGACGUGCCAUUAUUUGAAUGAAGUUUGUAACCAAUAUUAAAUUAUUGUGAUAGUAUUGAUGUUACUUAAUUUAAUCUAAUCGUUUUUAAACUAUACAUGCGAUUCUCACGUGGGAUGCUGCGGAUAUAUUAUAUUUAUCGGGAAAAGUACCACCAAGUUGAAUUUAGAUUCUAGUUUAGAUUACAAUAUUUAAAUAAUAUUAUUACUUCGUUCAAAGAAGCAAAGUCAUAUUUAUAAUAAUAUUUUUCAAUAUUUAAAAAUAAAAAUUAUUUUUUAAUACAAAAAAAAAAAAAAAUCUCUUUUAUUUUUUUCUAAUUUUAAACAUGAUUUAUUUUAAAAUCAGUGUUUAGUCAUAUCUUUUGUCUGGUUUUUAAACAUUUUUGACUUUUUAAUUUUUUUUUUUAUCUGUUUAGUUUAUCUUUUUAAUAUUUAUUUUUCAAACUUGUACUGGAAUAUGGGAAAUUUUUGUAUGUGUCAUUGGAAAUUAUAGUUUACUUUGAAAUUAUUAUUGUUUAAAAAAAUUACACAACUUUUUAAUCUCAAGUUAUUAUUAGAUUCAGAAUUUUCAAACCUCUGCUCGUUUUUAAUGUAAUUGAAUUUUAAUUUUAAUUUUAAUUAAUUAUUAUUUUUGAUUUUGCAAUUUUUUGUCAAAUAUUCUGUUAUUAAUUUAAAUUAUCUUUUUUCUAUCGAUAAAAAUUAAUAAUAAUAAUAAUAGAAACAAUAUUUUCUAUUUUUCAUUAAAAAAAAAUUUAGUUGGUUAAAAAAAUUAAAAAUUAAAAAAAAAUGUAUUUCGCUGAAAAUAGUUUGCAAUAAAAAUAUCUUGUAAACAUUUUGUUACGAUGCGAAGCCUUAAAGUAUCGAGACUCAUUUGAAAAGUCACUUAACACCAGUCUGAUAAAUUGGAUUAAAAUAAGGAAAUCGUUGGAAUAGUUGACUCGAACGUAAUAGGAAAACUUAUUCUCGUUAAGUUUUACAAACGAUCGACUUUUCUCUCACUCUUCGAAAUUAAAUCUUCAUUUAUUCUAAAACUCUUAACUAUUAAUUUAUUUAAUAUCAAAUUUUGUAAAUUUUUAAACAUUUUUAUUAAAAAAAAAAAAAAUUUCCUAAUUAAAUUAAUAACAGAAUAUUUCAAAAAAAAAAAAUUGUUUAAUUAAUUUUUUUACGAUUAAAUAAUUAAAAUAGUUAAAUUUUUAUUUUAAUUAAAUAAAUAAAUAAAAUAAUAAUUAAAUUAAUAAUUAUAAGUAAAUUAAUAAUUAAUUCAAAUAAAAAUGUUAAAUAUGUUUGAUAAUAAUUUUUUAUAUAAUAAAUGUAAUUGAAAAAUGAAAUUUUUUGAAAGAAUGAAACAUAUCAAAAAUUAUAUUGUAUAUUGCAUGUGUGGUGAAUUUGAUUUAUUUUCUCUAAUUUGAAAUGAAAUAUUCACAUUUUUUUUUUUUGGAUUGAUCGCUUAAGUCUAUUAGACUGUCACUAUGACCAUUAAAUUAUCAAAUUUCCUCAAUUGAAUUCUCUGGGCAGUAUAUGUCAAUAUUGAAUUUAAUAUUGUCGGUGAAUGACCGACUCAACAACUAGUCAAUUGCUUAAUUUAAAAAAGCUCGUGCUUGUAUAAAUUCGCGAAUUCUAUUAUUAAAUAUUAAUAAUAAAUAUUGAUUUUCUGGAUAAAUAAAUCGAUUCAUUUUUCGCCAAUGAAAAAAAAAUUUUCUAUUUUACACUUGAGAAAUAAUUAAUAAUGAAUUAUUAAUAUUGGUUAAUUAAUUAAUCAAUAUUUUAUGAAAUUAGGAAUUAAAUUAUAAAAUUUUAAUUCCAAAAAUUAAUUUUUCCAUUUAUUUUUAAUUUAUAGUUAAUUGUAAUUUUAAAUCUUAAUUUAAAUUUUAAUUGAACAUGGUAAAUUACUGCGUUAAAUUUAUUGAGGAUUUUUUUUUUUUAUCAAAAAAGCAUAUCAAAUAUUAUUGAAAAUAAGAUCAAAUUUAAUUAAUAAUAAAAAAAAAGUUUUCCAAUUAAAAUGUACUUUUAAUUACAAAAAAACUUAUUGGCUUCUAUUGAUGAAAUUUUUUUUUAUUUUUUAUUUAAACAUGAACAUUCCACUGUCAUCAGGGAAAGUUAAAUAAUUAAAUAGGAAAUGUAAAUUUUUUGUAAAAGCAGUUAAUUAGCUAUAAAAUGUAAUUUAAUUAAUUUUAUUAAAUUAAAUUAAUUAAUUUAAUAAUUUAAAAUUAAUAUGUUUUUAAUAAUUUAAAUUUGAAAAAAAUGUAAAUUCAAAAUAUUAAUUAAAAAAAUUCGAAAAUUAAUAUUUUCGAAAUUAAUAUAAUUAAAGAUAAAAUUUGUAAAAAGUGAAUGGACUCGCAGAAAUCAAUUUAAAAAAAAAGAGGAUAGCGAACUAAUUAGUUCACAGAUGUUUAGAUUUAACGUAGAAUAAUUACCAUACCGUACUUAUAGAAUCACGAAAAAAAAAAUGCCAACUUACGAUUUAUUGUAUAUCUAAUAUUUAAAAAAAAAAAAGAAAAAGAAAAAGAAAACGAAGAGAGCCGGAUUGAGUGUGAAAAAGAAAUAAAAAUAAUGAAUAAUGAUUUUUGAAAUUAAUUGCGAUAUUUUUCAUUCUUGUAUUUGGAAGAAAUUUUUCUACUAUAUAUGUGUAUGUGUAUUUGUGAGCGAGAAGGCAGAGGCCUAUACGACUUAUUUGUGAAAAAAUGAAUUUUUUGUUCUUUCGAGAGCAAGAGAGAGAAAGCGAAAAAUUAUUCUAGAGAGAGAGAGAAAGAGAUAAAAAAUUAAACGUUUUUUAUACCAGUUUUGCUAUUGUUUUUUAUUGAAAAAUUAUAAGAGACAAGCGAGACUGUCCUUGGAAAAAGUAAAAUGAUUCUCUUUUAAUUUUAUAAUCGACACUUUCAUGUUUCUCUAUGACUAAAUAUAGUUUCGUCUUGUCAUUUCCAUUAAAAAAAAGAAAAAAAAAAAAGAAAAAGAAAAAUACGUUGUGAUAAUUUAAAAUUCACUAAAAUGUUCUUUUUUGUAAAUAAAAUAUGAUUUUCUAUUUUUUUA